CCCGGAGGGGGCGGCGGCGCGUCGAGCUCCCGGCUCUCAGCGAGUGUGCCUGCGCGCGAGCCGGCGAGCGGCGCGCGGGCGGCCCGAGCCUCGGCGGCGGCGGCGGCGGACUCAGCAGCGGCUGCGGCGGCGGUGCUGACACCUCCCACCAUGGACAGCUUCGACUUAGCCCUGCUUCAGGAAUGGGACCUCGAGUCGCUGUGGGGUGAAGACAUCCUGAGCCAGAGGAAUGAUUCUCUAGUUCUGGAAUUUCAGUCAUCAGCCAGCAGAUGCAGGAGUGUCUAUGAACCAGAUAGGAGUGCAUUACGGAGGAAGGAACGAGAAAGAAGAAGCCAGGAGGCACAGCAGGACAGUGGCGGCUUUAAUUCCAGUUACUCUCUCUUCAGUGAACCCUACAAGACCAACAAGGGGGAUGAACUCUCCAACCGGAUCCAGAAUACGCUAGGAAAUUACGACGAAAUGAAAGACUUUUUAACCGACAGAUCCAACCAGAGUCACCUUGUCGGCGUCCCCAAGCCGGGUGUUCCUCAGACUCCCGUGAACAAGGUAGAUGAACAUUUUGUGGCGGAGUCAAGGGCCCAGCCCCAGCCCUCAUCUGUCUGCAACACUGCAUCGUCCACACCUGCAGCUGUCCCUGUGCAGCAGAGUAAGAGGGGUGCCAUGGGCUGGCAGAAGACUGGGCACCCACCAUCCGAGGGCCAACAGAGAGCAGCGCAACAGGGCUCUCUCAGGACCCUGCUUGGAGAUGGUGUUGGCAGACAGCAGACAAGGGCCAAGCAAAUGUGCAAUGUGGAGGCGGGGCUUCAGACCCAGGAGAGGCCACCUGCGAUGGCAGCCAAGCACAGCGGCAGUGGACACUGUGUUCAGAACUUUCCUCCAUCCCUGGCUUCAAAACCCAGCCUGGUACAGCAGAAACCAACAGCGUACGUGCGGCCAAUGGAUGGCCAAGACCAGGCUCCUGAUGAAUCUCCGAAGCUCAAGUCAUCCACAGAAGCUGGUGUACACUGCACAGCCUACAGAGGGGUCCCAGCCAACAAAUCAGAGUCAGCCAGAUCCAAGGCCAAGCUCGCUAAGUUUAGCAUUCCCAAGCAAGCAGAGGAGAGUAGACCUGGAGAAAGCAACAGCUGUGUGGAAGAAAUAAUUCGGGAGAUGACCUGGCUUCCUCCACUCUCUGCUAUUCAAGCUCCUGGCAAAGUGGAACCAAGCAAGUUUCCAUUCCCAAAUAAGGACUCCCAACUUGUAUCCUCUGGACACAAUAAUCCAAAGAAAGCUGAUGCGGAGCCAGAGAGUCCAGACAAUGGCACAUCGAAUACAUCAAUGCUAGAAGAUGACCUUAAGCUAAGUAGUGAUGAUGAAGAGAGUGAACAGCAGGCAGCCCAGAGAACAGCUCUCCGCGCCCUAUCUGACAGCUCCGUGGUCCAGCAGACCAACUGCAGAGGUUCCGUGCCAUCCAGCAAGGGCAGCAGCAGCGGCAGCAGCAGCAGCAGCAGCAGCUCCUCCAGCGACUCAGAAAGCAGCUCCGGAUCCGACUCAGAGACCGAGAGCAGCUCCAGCGAGAGCGAGGGCAGCAAGCCUCCACACUGCUCCAGCCCCGAGGCUGAACCUGCGUCCUCUAACAAGUGGCAGCUGGAUAAAUGGCUAAACAAAGUUAAUCCUCACAAGCCGCCUAUUCUGGUCCAAAAUGAAAGUCACGGCCCCGAAAGGAAUCAAUACUACACGCCGGUGAAAGAUGAAGGACAGGACCGCGGGAAACUUCCUGAGAUCUGCCAAGCCAGCCUGAGAGACAAGGACCUCAAGACUGCCUGCAAGGAGGAGCAGCGGCCUAGGACCGCAAACAAGGCCCCUGGCAGCAAAAGUGUAAAGCAAAAGUCCCCGCCUGCCGCCGCAGUGGCUGUGACCUCAGCUGCCCCGCCACCUGCUGUGCCCAGCGCGCCCACCGAGAGCGCCCCCGCACCCACCCGGAGGUCAGCAGGCAAGAAGCCCACCCGGCGCACCGAGAGAAUCUCAGCUGGGGACAGUGCCAACUGCCACCGGCCAGAGGAGCCUGUGGCCCAAGAUGCGCUAGGGACGAGUGUGGUGGGACCCCCAGAGCCCCCCAAAACCAGACCCUGCGGUAACAGCAGAACAAGCCAUCGCAAGGAGCUGCGCUCCUCUGCGACCUGUGAGAAAAGGCGCACGCGGGGGCUGAGCAGAAUCGCCCCUAAAUCCAAGGAAUUUAUUGAGACAGAAUCCUCAUCUUCCUCUUCCUCCUCGGACUCGGACCUGGAGUCGGAGCAAGAGGAGUAUGUCCUGUCCAAGGCUCAAACCACCACUGGGAACGAGCAGCGGCUGAAGGAGCCCACCAGUAGCAACAGCAACAGCAGCACCUCCCGGGCCCCUGUGGGCUCCAUCAAUGCUAGGACCAGCAGUGACAUUGCCAAGGAGCUAGAGGAACAGUUUUACACACUGGUCCCCUUUGGCCGGAAUGAACUGCUUUCUCCGCUAAAGGACAGUGAUGAGGUCAGGUCUCUCUGGGUCAAAAUUGACCUGACCCUCCUGUCCCGGAUCCCAGAACACCUGUCCCAGGAGCCUGGGGUCUUGAGUGCUCCUACAGCCAAGGACACUGAUAGUGCCCCAGCCAGCCAUGCAUUAGACACACCUGCUGAAAAGACUUUGCCAAAAUCCAAGAGGAAACGCAAGUGUGACAAUGAGGAUGACUACAGGGAGAUCAAGAAGGCCCAAGGAGAGAAGGAGAGUGCUUCACGCCUGGCCGCCUCCACUAAUAACACCUUGUCUGGGAGCCACUGCAGCAUGAACAUCAACAGCUUGGCAAUACCAAUAAACAAAAAUGAAAAAAUGCUCCGGUCACCCACUUCGCCACUCUCUGAUGCAUGCAAGCACAGAUACUCCAGCGAGGACCUAACUUCUUCCAGCCGCCCUCAUGGCAAUGGGGUGUUGACUUCUGCCUCUUCCAACAAAAAGCCGAAGGCUGACAGCCAGCUGCAGUCACACACUGGAGACCUCACGAAAGCAGCUCACAAUAGUUCCGAAAACGGCAUCCUCCAUACCAAGUCGCGGCCACAGACUGAGCCAUGGUCUCCAGGUUCCAGUGGCCACAGGGACUGCAAGAGACAGAAACUGAUCUUCGAUGACAUGCCUCGGAGUGCAGAUUAUUUUAUGCAAGAAGCUAAACGGAUGAAGCAUAAAGCAGAUGCGAUGGUGGAGAAGUUUGGGAAAGCCUUGAACUAUGCCGAAGCAGCCUUGUCCUUCAUCGAGUGUGGAAACGCAAUGGAGCAAGGCCCGAUGGAGUCCAAGUCUCCAUAUACCAUGUACUCCGAGACGGUGGAGCUCAUCAGGUACGCUAUGAGGCUAAAAACCCACUCAGGCCCCAACGCCACACCAGAGGACAAACAACUCGCUGCGCUUUGUUACCGAUGCCUGGCUCUCCUAUACUGGCGGAUGUUUCGACUCAAAAGGGACCACGCUGUAAAGUAUUCAAAAGCACUUAUCGACUAUUUCAAGAAUUCAUCGAAAGCUGCCCAAGCCCCAUCCCCAUGGGGGUCCAGUGGCAAGAGCACUGGAAGCCCAUCCCCCAUGUCUCCCAACCCUUCUCCCACCAGCUCCGUGGGGUCCCAGGGCAGCCUCUCCAGCUCCAACGCCCUGUCCCCAUCAACCAUCGUCAGCAUCCCCCAGCGUAUUCACCAGAUGGCAGCCAAUCACGUCAGCAUCACCAACAGCAUCCUCCACAGCUACGACUACUGGGAGAUGGCUGACAACCUGGCCAAGGAAAACAGAGAGUUCUUCAAUGACCUGGAUUUGCUCAUGGGACCUGUCACCUUGCACAGCAGCAUGGAACACCUGGUCCAGUACUCCCAGCAAGGCCUGCACUGGCUUCGGAGCAGCGCACACCUGUCCUAGGGACCAUGCCCUUGAGCCAGACUGCAUUUUCCUCUCCUCAGUGGCUCAAUGUUUCUGGACACUGUGCUGCUGCUGAUAUUCCUAGCCCACAGCUUUUCCCAAACUGCGGUGAACAUUUCCUCAGACUCCAACAGUGAUCUUUUUCUGGGGUGUGUGUGUUUAGGUGUGGGAUCGUAUGAAGCCUUCUGAAUGUGAGUGAGUGUGUGUGUGUGUGUGUGUGUGUGUGUGUGUGUGUGUGUGUGUGUGUGUGUGUUAAGAUCAACAGCUCUUCAAAACACAUGUUCUCUGUCUGGUUCCUAGAAUCCCAAGCUAGACAAGUGAUUAGAGGUUCCUCAGUGGAGGAAAUCCACGCAGCACACAUGUGCUCCCACUCCCACAGACACAUCCCACCCCCAGUGCUAAGCCAUUGCCUUCUUAGAAAGUUCCACCAAAAUCUCGUGUGCUGCUGAACUUGACAUGAUCCAGCACACAAAAGCAUAACUGCCGAAUGCGUUGAACCUAGCUCUUAUAUUAUUGAUUACUUUCAGUAUUAUAUACAAGUCCCCAAUUACUUUUGGUUGUUGUAUAUUAAUGAGUAAUUGAAUAAUGGAAACAAGUCAGUUAUUUUUGUGCCAGAAGUUCACUAGAUUGCAUGUUACCAAAUGCCUUGCCCUUCCUCUCCUACCUUCCCCCAGCCCUCAUUAUCCACCGAACAGAAUACAUUAUAAGCCAGUGGAGUCCCACAAACUUCCCUUGCCCAGUCCCCACAUAGUACAAAAAAAAAAAAAAAACACAGCCCCAGGAUUCGGUGAAAGCUCAACAACCGUAAAAGCAAGAGUGACCAUUUUGGUUCAGGAUGAAGCUCGCCCCUGUGGCAGUAAGCCCUCCAGGCACACACAUUUCCUCUUCCUGCUGCACUGUGACUCUGGCCCUGGAGCCACCUGGCUGUUGUCAGCCUGCACAUUCCAAGUCUUUCUGCAAUAGCUUUCUUGCAACUUCCCUUGGCCAAAUGAAGACGUUGUCUGGAACACACCAUCCCUAGACCUGGCCACUGCUUACAAGACUAGGAGCGGUUUGCCGCUGUGAUGGUCUUUGCACACGGUGUGUGGCUACUUGCCUGGAGUGCAUUUCGAUUUGGGGGAUAUUUUUCAAGCUUUUGUUAAACUGUUCACAGUGCAAGGAAAGCUAUCCCUUUGAUGAUUACAACUCUAUAUUUGGAGUAGCAACGAUCAGUGUCUUACAUAUAUCUUGAGCAUCUAAUAUGUUUAUGUCUUGACCAUGGUUCUUUUCUGGGUUAUUUUUGGGUUUUUGUUUUGUUUUGUUUUGUUUUUUUAAGUUUAUGUUUUAGUUUUUCACCAUCUUGUUUACAGUUUAUGUCUGAAGUUUGUUUUCUCAUGUUUUGUCAUACCCUAGACUUAGUCUUCUUGUUAAAUAUAUGUGGAUCUGAAAUAUUGGUAACAAGUCCUGCAAACAAGGUGCAUCUUGCCACACUUUAAAGACAAAAUAAUGUCCUUAAGUUACUUGCAGUCCAUUGUUGAAGGUGGCAGGGCCAUACAGUAUGUGUCCCUGUGAGCUUGGUUAUGUUCACAUUACCAUUUUGUUAGCCUUCUCAGGAGGUGACAAAUAAGACUGCUCUCAUUCCCCGGAUCCUAGUGCAGAUUCAGCUGACCAUGGUUUGGUGAUCUGUACCAAACUGAACUCUGUGGGAUUUGCAUUUGGCCUUGACCCUCAAACACUUGAAAUUUUUAGCAGUACAUUGACUUCAGAUGUUUUGGACCAGAAAUGUUUUUUUAAGAUGUUGGAAUAUUUGUGAAUACAUAAUUAGGUAUCUUGGGGAAGAGGACUCAAAUCUAAACAUGAAAUUCAUUUACAUUUCAUAUAUACUUUGUAUACAUGAGGGUAAUGUCUGCAAUGUUGAUUGUAAGCCAUCCCAUGAGGUCAGGUAUGGAAUUUUCCACUAACAUCAUGUCACUGCUCAAGAAGGUUUAGAUUUUGGAGCAGUUUAGGUUUCAGAGUCUUGAGAUGAGAACGCUCCACCUCCAUUCCCACGUUUAUAUUUAUCUAUCCAGCGUGCUCCUCACAUCCCUUUCACUAACUGUUGGCAGGUUUGUGAUCCUACCCUAUGUCUCAAAUCUGAAUAUAAGAAAUUUUGAAUCACCUUUUGUACAGGAGUGAGACUUUGUUCUAGUUGCUCUCGGUGAAUUCUGGUGAAAAGUUCAAACUCCCACAUAGAGGAAUACCCUCAGGGCCUCUCUGUGACUUUGGGGAGCUUUUCCAGUCCCAACUUUCUUUAAAGUUGUAGGCUUAGUUGUGGCACCCACGAAAUCCACAUCCCUGGAAAAGCCACAUCAAAUUACCAAGGUGGCCUCUGACUAGUUGCACUAGCAUAGGUUUGAUGAACACACUGGGACCUGUUUCCUAACAAAACUUGUGGAAACUGGUCUCCUGGGGACAUAGUCAGAGCGUCCAGGUCCUGUCUUUGUCUUGCCUCGUCCAUGGAGCAUGUGUCAGGCCCAAUGUAGGCAAUUUUAGGAAAAAACUCUCUUCUGCUUGAUGGGACUCAAGGUUGAUAAUUCUGAUAAGAAACCAUCUCCCACUUGAUGCCAUGAAAGUCCUCCAUAACACAUUGCUUUUCUUAAGCUGGGUUGCAAACUGAAGCAUCUUUCUUAUGUUUUAUGGCUAUAAAAGUCUUACAUGUUGAUUAUGGGAAUUCAAAUAAUGCUGAAGUGUAGAUGAUGUAAGUCUGUGGUUGCCUCACUUGCCAUGAGAUGACCACAGUCCGGUGAUCUGUAUCCUUCCAGAAGUUUUUACAUAUCAAUAUAAAGUUUAUUACUGCUUGUUUCUAUUUGAAGACAUACUCUUUCCUCAAACAUUCCACCAAAGUCCAACUGGUCUUACCUCCUGUGACCUGAGCAGAUGCCACCCUUUGUCACAGUGGUAGAAUUGACUUUGAAAGGGAGGAGCCUAAAAGUAUUCCUGAACAAACUUCUGCAUUAGCUAGGACUCUGCACAGAUGAAUAUCCUCUGCAGAUGUGCGAGAGAGAGGUUUGCUUAGAACAGACACUUCUGGAAACAUCCAAAUUGCAAAUGGAAACUUGGACCCACUCUCUAAAGAGGAAUGUACUGGAAAUGUACGCUAAACAGUUGACAAACUGUGUGCUACAUUGAACACAUGGAAUGCAAUGCAAUGAGACUUCCUGCACUAAAACAUGUCCCGUAUGUACAACAAUGGUGUGUGUGCUAUGUAGCAGUUACGUACAUCUCUGACACCCAUACAAAGUAGACAGUUUGUAUAAAUGCAUACAUUUGAAAAUAUACAUGUACAGUACAGCUAACAUAAGACUGUAGUACGCCUGACAUAUUAAUAGUGCCUAAUAUUGAGUAUAAGUCACUGCGUGUUCACAUCACCUUGGAAGUGCAGUCAUUGUUAUAAAUUUAAUCAAUGCAGCAACAUUAUUUAUGAAACACAUCUUUGAAACUGUGCAGUAGCAUAUACAUAUAUAUUUUUAAAUAACAUUUUUCACAGUUUUCCAAAGUUACUGUUGAAAUCUGUAUCGCCAAAAAAAAGAGAGAAUGCAAGUUUUUUUUAAUGUUGUAGACACUCCAGACACAGUGAUCUGCGUGUGAUUUCCUAUUUGUAGAUACUCAAGAGACCUUAGCAGUCACCAGCCUUAAUGCAUGUACAGGAUACUAUUGUGACUUAAUUUAUCUGCAGUUUUUAAUCCAUUACAAGAUUGGAAUUUAUAAACAGACUUGGAUGGAAUAUGUCUGCCUUUCUAAGGUUGCAAGCGAUACAUUAAAUGAUUUAUGUUGUACGUGAGAGAAAUCGAGUUGUACGUUAAGAAAAAACAAGUUCACCAGUUUCUCUUAAUAUUUUACAAGGAAACUUUAGCAUUGAAAUAUUUUCAAAGCAAUAUCCUGACUCCCAGGUUGGAAGUGAUUUAGAAGCUGUCUUUUUUGUGAAUCUUUCCCUUUCUUUCUCUUCCUUGCUUUUUUCUUUGGUCCUUCCUUUCUUUUGUUUCUUUAUUUGCUCCUUGCUUUACCUUCUUCUAUUGUAGGCAUUCAACUCAGGGUCUUGCACAUGCAGUACAAGCUCUCUACCCCUGAGCUGCAUCCCCGGCCCUCACCGACGCUUUCCGUGUAGCUCCCGUGGGUUGUCGUUGCUAAGUCCGAUAGUUUUUCAAUAGAACUGUAGUUUCCUACUUCUGUUUUCCAUACCCAAGUAUUUCCCUCCUCCCUCCCUCUCUCCCUUCCUCCCCCACAUUUUUGUAUGUCAAAGACCGCUGAUGCAGUGACUGCAUGGAUGGAUGCCCACUCAAGUAGCAUCCCCAAGACUUCAAUGGCACAACUCUUUAAUGGCACAAGUCAACUCUCUGACUGUGCCAGGCUUUGCAAUGCUUGCUUGAGAAAAUUAGAGAAUUCUGAAUCAAAGAGCUGAAAUAUUAGAGCAGGACAUGACCUAGCACCUGUGUAGUUGAGAAUUUGUCAACCUUGUUUCCACACGUCUCUCCCUCCCUCUUCCUUCUCCUCCUCCCCACGCUGAAGAAGCAGAAAUAACAGAAACAGAAUGACUUCAUGACCUGAUGCAGUCCAUAGCCUCAGGUUCAGAUGCCUUCCCUACUGUGCCAUCUGACAUAACCCCACACAGUCUAAAGAGAAACACAGAAAAGGUUGGGCAGCUCAGGCCAGCCCCCAUCAGCCAAGCGGAGAUGUACAACCAAGGAGCACACCUGGUCCCCAAAAGUGGCUAGGACCAGGGACUUGUUUUUACUAGGGACCACUGAGAGUAAUACUGUUUCAGAAGUGGGCUAAGAAAUACCCAGCAACCUUCCAAACAAGAACUGCUUUUCAGUCAGAUAACUUAACAGUAACACUGUCGGAGUCUGUUCCUAUCAGGGUCCUGUUUUAAAAUAUGCCUCAUUUUCAGUCAAGCCUAGACCAGCUGGAAUCUUGAAAGACAUGUUUAAUGCAAGAGUGGGGAGGGGAAGCUACCCCAUAAACUGCACUUUCAACCAUUUGGAGCCAGCGUUUGCAUCCUCAGUUUCCCAUUCCCAGAAGGAGACAUCCUGACCAACAACACAGAGUUCCAGUCUGAGAGCUCUGUUCUCUUUGCCCAAAUCGUGUGUGUCUGUCAUCGGAAUGGUUAACUUGUUUGCUCGGCAUGAGGCACAUUAUAAAACUCUAUUCUCAAACUAA
Messenger RNA from Mesocricetus auratus (golden hamster), 9072 nucleotides. RefSeq names its product AF4/FMR2 family member 3 (gene Aff3). Gene Ontology annotation, biological process: regulation of gene expression. Gene Ontology annotation, cellular component: super elongation complex; nucleus. The record is from RefSeq and is a predicted model, not a curated record. The transcript is spliced from 24 exons. Bases 151 to 3897 code for a protein of 1248 amino acids. NCBI's taxonomy places the organism in Eukaryota, Metazoa, Chordata, Mammalia, Rodentia, Cricetidae.